Molecule: messenger RNA, 5069 nt
Organism: Mercurialis annua (annual mercury)
Lineage: Eukaryota; Viridiplantae; Streptophyta; Magnoliopsida; Malpighiales; Euphorbiaceae
Exons: 9
Coding region: 586-4602 (1338 amino acids)
Source: RefSeq, a predicted model, not a curated record
CAAAAAAUGGCCUCUAACUCAAACAUUAAACCAAUAUGUCCAUCUCUAAACACAAAAAUCCAGAAUCCACAAUUCUCGUAACCAAACACAUCUCUAUCUCUCUCCCUCAGUUUUGUAUCCUAAAAAAAACCUAAUAAAACCAUUGAUCAUCACCAUCCCUAUUCUUCUCUGCACCAUUUCAAUGUUAUUCUUAUUUCCUAUUAUUUCUUGAUGCGCCGACACCUCACCAACGCAAUAUUCAAUUAGGGUUUCAUUUCCCCAUGUUCUGAUUUCUAGGUUUUCCUUUUCAUUCAUUCACAAAUCUAUUCGACCGGAUACUUUGAUAGUUUUUGCAAAUUGAAGUGCCUGAAGAUAAUUUCAUUUCUUUUACUUGCUAUAUUUGUUUGACCAAACCCCAAUUUCUUUUUUUAAUUUGAAAAAAAUUGCUUCUUUAGAAAUAGAUUUGUUAAGCUAGAAGUUAAUCUUCGUACGAUGCUGUUGUAUUGUAGUGUGCAUAUAUUGUUGUAAGUGAAGUUCAUUGUUGUUCUGCUUUUUGUAAUUUUCUGUAAACGGGUAAAUAGCGAAAAGGGGGCUUAUAGAGAUUGUAUGGGCGAGCAUGAGAAAGUAUUGCCGAAUGGCUUAUUGCCCCAUGAAGCUGCCUCUGUGAUCAGAGGGCUUGAUUUGGAGCGAUGGGCGAAGGCUGAAGAGAGAACUGCUGAGCUUAUUGCUUGCAUUCAGCCUAAUGAGCUCUCCGAGGAGCGCAGAAAUGCUGUUGCCGAUUAUGUGCAACGGCUUAUCACUAAGUGCUUUCCAUGCCAGGUGUUUACUUUUGGGUCUGUACCGCUCAAAACUUAUUUGCCUGAUGGAGACAUUGACUUAACUGCUUUUAGUAAGAAUCAAACUUUGAAAGACACAUGGGCUCAUCAGGUUCGUGACAUGCUGGAGAAAGAGGAGAAGAAUGAAAAUGCUGAAUUCCGUGUGAAAGAGGUUCAGUACAUUCAGGCAGAAGUGAAGUUAAUAAAGUGUCUUGUGGAAAAUAUUGUGGUAGACAUAUCUUUUAAUCAACUUGGUGGACUAUGCACACUUUGCUUCCUUGAGGAGGUUGAUCAUUUGAUAAAUCAAAAUCAUUUAUUCAAGAAGAGUAUUAUAUUGAUAAAAGCGUGGUGUUAUUACGAGAGCCGAAUCUUGGGUGCUCACCAUGGACUGAUUUCCACUUAUGCCCUCGAAACCUUGGUUCUUUAUAUAUUUCAUGUUUUCAACAAUUCUUUUGCUGGACCUCUUGAGGUCCUAUAUCGUUUUCUUGAGUUCUUCAGCAAGUUUGAUUGGGACAACUUUUGUGUUAGCCUUUGGGGUCCUGUACUUAUUAGUUCACUCCCAGAUGUAACAGCUGAACCUCCUCGGAAGGAUGGUGGAGAGUUACUGCUUAGCAAAUUAUUUCUUGAAGCAUGUGGUGCAGUAUAUGCUGUUUUCCCUGUCGGUCCAGAAAAUCAAGGGCAACCUUUCAUGUCUAAACACUUCAAUGUCAUCGAUCCUCUGCGUGUAAACAACAACCUUGGUCGUAGUGUGAGUAAAGGUAAUUUCUUUAGGAUACGUAAUGCAUUUGCAUUUGGGGCUAAAAGGUUGGCAAGGUUACUUGAUUGCCCAAAAGAAGACAUACAUUUUGAAGUAAAUCAAUUCUUUAUGAACACCUGGGAUAGACAUGGUAGCGGUCAGCGUCCAGAUGCACCAAAGAAUGAUUUAUGGCGUUUGAGAGUGUCACCUCCUGAACUCUCGCAUGGUUUUAAUAAUCUUCAGAUCAGUUCAAACAGCAAUAAUUCUGCUCAUGAAUCUAUAAAUGAUGCAGCAUCUAGUGCACUAACUGUUCCCACUCAAUCUGGUAAUUCUCUCUUGGAAAGCUCGUCUAGAGGUAGUGAAGUUGCUGUAGUUUCUCGUAGUCAAAGCCAAAAGACUUAUGUUAACCAUCAGUUUAAAAAAGAAAGUUGCUCUAAUCAGGGUUCACAUGCUGAGAAAAAUGUAAAAAGUUUUAAAGUUAAACCCGAUAACCUGGCCAGUGACCUUCAGGGAAGGUAUCUCUUUGCAAGGACACGCUCUAGUCCUGAGCUGACAGAGACAUAUGGUGAAAUUUCUUUUCAAGGCAGGCGCAACAGGGGCCAAGAAGUUGGAAAGGGCCAGACCUCAUCGGCCAGGUUAGAUAACAACAGGAGGAAGAAUGUGGAGUCUGAUACUUUGGGAAGCCAAGGUAUUAGACCGUCAACUGAAGAUCCAUCAUCCAUUAGGCAUGCCUCAUCUCGUCAAAACCUUUAUUAUAUAACUGCUGCUGAUUCAAACAGUGUAAAAAACAGUUACCAUGAUGCUUCUGGAGUGAGUGCUACUGGUGAGGAAUUUGCUUCUGUCCAUGGGGCACAGGGCAUGUAUCAGGAAGAGCAAGAUUUUGUGAACAUAAUGGCAUCUUCUGCAGGCCUUGGUUUUAAUGGACAGGUACACCUUCCACUGAAUUUAGGUUCAAGUCACAUGCCUCUUCCGAUAUCACCUACUGUUCUAGCUUCAAUGGGCUAUGCUCAUAGAAAUUUGGGUGCAAUUCUACCUGGAAAUAUUCCCUUGAUGGAUAACCCUUGGGGCUCAAACAUGCAAUUUCCUCAAGGUUUGGUUUCGUCGCCGUCGCCCCAUUAUUAUCGUGGCAUAGGGUUGACCUCAAGUGCUGAAGAUUCUGCUGAAGGUGGAAAUGAAAAUUUUGUUUCGAUGGACUUGAAUGCCACCGAAGCUGAUAGAGAUUUCUGGCAUGAGCAAGAGAGGGGUUCUACUACUAGUGGGAUUGAUCUCGAAAAUGGAAGCUUUGAAAUGCAUCAAUCAGAUGAUAAGCAGCAAUCCACUUCAGUUAGUUAUAAUGUCAUUCCUUCAACGCGAAUUAGCGCCUCUGCUAGUUCUUCGAGAGGUCACCAGAAAUUUUCCAAAGAAGCCCGAGGGUCAAUGAGGGAAGAUCAUGUAGAUGCUUUCCCGUUUCAAGAAAAUAGAGGCGGUGAAGUCUGCUUUGAUGACCGAGUUGCAGGAACGAUGUCCUCUACAUCUGUGAAUACUAGCUCUCAGAGAAGUAAAACCUCUUCAGAGAGUUCGUGGGAGGGUUCACCUGCAAAGACAUCAAAGUCAACAAGGGAGAAGAGAAACAGAAAAACAGCUUCUUCUGCUUUCUAUGGAAAAGGUAAGAAUGUCUCGGAGCAUUCGUCCAAUCAGGGAGACGAUGACAACAAAGAUUGGAAUCCACCAUCCACGGUUGGCCCUGACAUGAUUGAAAGAAGCAUAGGACCUCAAUCUGCUGCCGCUGUGCAUGUGCCUAGGCAUGAGAUAUCUGGAUUUGAGACAGCACAUACUAGUGGAUCAGAGUCAUUGAUAUCCAUGGCUCCAAUGCUCUUGGGACACGGUUCAAGACAAAGAACUGCAGAUGGUUCAGGUGUUGUUCCAUUUGCAUUUUAUCCCACAGGGCCACCAGUGCCAUUUGUUACAAUGCUUCCAUUUUACAAUUUUCCUUCUGAGACAGGAACACCUGAUGCAUCAACAAGUCAAUAUAGUGCUGAGGAGGCUGUGGAUAAUGGAGAUUCAGGUCAGAGUUUUGAUUUAUUGGAGGGAAUUGAUCAAUCUGAGGUCUUAAGUACGUCUACUUCUAUGACAAGGGAUGCUUCUGUUGAGCCAUUGGAGCAUAAAUCUGACAUUCUCAAUAGUGAUUUUGCUAGCCAUUGGCAAAAUUUGCAAUAUGGACGUUUUUGUCAAAACUCGAGAUUCAACUCUCCGCUGGCUGGUCAUUCACCUCUUAUGGUCCCACCUGUAUAUCUUCAAGGUCGUGUCCCAUGGGAUGGUCCUGGAAGACCUCUUUCAACCAACAUGAAUGUUUUCACUCAGCUUGUGAAUUAUGGACCUCGCAUUGUUCCUGUUGCUCCUCUACAGUCUAUGUCUAAUCGUUCUACUGGUGUUUACCAGCAUUAUGUUGAUGAAAUACCAAGAUACCGUAGUGGGACAGGGACCUACCUGCCAAAUCCUGUAUCUGUUCGGGACCGACAUUCUACAAAUACAAGGAAGGGAAACUACAGCUAUGAGAGAAAUGACCACCAUGGUGACAGGGAAGGCAACUGGAAUGUGAAUCCAAAGCCUCGAGCAACUGGGCGCAACACUCGCAGUCAAGGCGAGAAGACAAAUUCAAGGCUGGACCGCUUGGCAGCAAACGAUAGCCGAAGUGAUAGGACAUGGGGCUCUCAUAGACACGAGUCAUUCUCUUCAUUUCAGUCUCAGAAUGGUCCAAUCCGUCCAAACUCCUCACAGGGUGGUUCUACCAACAUGGCAUAUGGCAUGUAUCCACUACCAUCUAUGAAUCCUGGUGGAGUUUCUUCAAAUGGGCCCAACUUUCCUCCUGUUGUCAUGCUGUAUCCUUAUGAUCAUAGUGGUGGUUUUGGCAGUCCUACCGAACAGCUCGAGUUUGGAUCUCUUGGUGCUGUGGGAUUUGCAGGUGUAAAUGAGGCAUCACACAUAAACGAGGGAAGUCGACCAAGUGGGGGAUUUGAUGACCAAAGAUUCCAUGGCAACUCUACCCAACGGUCUUCACCAGAUCAACCUUCUUCCCCUCAUUUUCAGAGGUAGUUAUCAUUCUGUUGAUAAGGUGCAAGGUUUCAGUGGGCUCGACAGCCAGGGGCAUUUGAUUAAUACUGCCAUAAUGGUGGCUCAAAAGGAAUUAAAAAUUGAAGGUUGAGGAUUUUCCACUUCGUUGUGUAUCCGAAUGAAGCAGAAAAUGACGGUGAGAAUAAUCUGAAACAAAGAUACAAGGGCUUGGUUGUUGAUUGUUGCUGGCUGGGGCUGGGGCUGGGGCAUGUGUCUGUACACUAAAAUCUUCUGCAGACCUUCCUGUUUCCAUGGAUUAUUAAGCACCAAAUGGAUGGGGGGGAUCUAGGACUCGGAGAUUAGUUUUAAAUAUACACAUUGUAACUCCACUGAUUUAGAAGCUCUCUAGGAUUUACAGUGUUAUACUUGUUUUUUCUCAGAAUUUUGUUCCACACUAAAGUGUAUUAGGGAUUUUCAUUCAGAAGCUCAAUAUAAGAGCUCAUUUUACA